Molecule: messenger RNA, 1878 nt
Organism: Hippoglossus stenolepis (Pacific halibut)
Lineage: Eukaryota; Metazoa; Chordata; Actinopteri; Pleuronectiformes; Pleuronectidae
Product: purine nucleoside phosphorylase
Exons: 6
Coding region: 208-1089 (293 amino acids)
Biological process (GO): nucleoside metabolic process
Cellular component (GO): cytoplasm
Molecular function (GO): purine-nucleoside phosphorylase activity
Source: RefSeq, a predicted model, not a curated record
UGAAACCACGAGCGUGUCGGAAACGCACGAGCCACGCCUGCGCCGCUGCCAAUGGGCGCCGUGACGCCCCGGAGGUGGUCAUUGGCGCGUGGGGGGGAUAUAUGGAUCGCAAACCGGGCACCAGUUCCAUCAUUAGACCCGGGUAAAGAGUCAGUUUAACACGGAUCAACCGGCGCACUCCAUCAGCAUCACGCUUCCAUCUUCCUCAUGUCCGAGUCUGUCUGCGGGGACAGCUAUGAGGAGUGCAGGGCCACAGCGGAUUGGCUCAUGUCCAAGACACAAGUGCGGCCGACCGUGGGAAUCGUGUGCGGCUCAGGGAUGGGGGGGCUGGCCAAGUUGCUGAAGGACCCGCAGGUCCUCAAGUACAGCGACAUUCCCAACUUCCCACAGAGCACAGUGCAUGGUCAUGCUGGACAGCUGGUGUUUGGAACACUGAAAGGGAAACCGUGUGUUUGCAUGCAGGGCAGAUUCCACCUGUACGAGGGCUACCCCAUCCAGAAGAUCACUCUGCCCAUGCGCGUGUUCAAGCUGAUGGGCGUGCAGACGAUGAUCCUGACCAACGCGGCCGGAGGCCUCAACCAGGACUACAAGGUGGGAGACAUCAUGAUCCUCAAGGACCACAUCAACCUGCCGGGAUUCGCCGGAGUCAACCCUCUGGCCGGACCCAACGACGACAGGUUUGGCGUUCGCUUCCCCUGCAUGUCUGACGCCUACGACCGCGAGCUGCGGCAGCUGGCACACGAUGUGGCAUCGGAGCUGGGUUACAACGACUUCCUGAAGGAGGGAGUGUACUGCGGCCUCGGAGGCCCAUCCUUCGAGACCAUCGCCGAGUGCCGCAUGCUGCUCGCACUGGGCGCCGACGCUGUGGGGAUGAGCACCGUUCACGAGGUCAUCGCCGCCCGCCACGCCGGGAUACGCUGCUUCGCCCUGUCGCUGAUCAGUAACCGGUCGGUGAUGGACUACGACAGCCAGAAGAGGACCAACCACGAAGAGGUGCUGGAGACGGGCAGGCAGAGGGCCGAGCACCUGGAGAAGCUGGUGACCACCAUCGUGGCUCGGCUGGAGCAGCACAACAACAACAGCUGCUGAGCCUGCGACUGGCACCACGGUGCCUGGUCCCAGAUCAGCUCGCCUGCUUCAUCUUACCAUCUUUGUUAGAACGCUGCAAAAUCUCUGCUUCAAACCUGCCGAGCUUCAUUAACAACUUUAUUAGCAAAACCUACUUUUAGAACAGUUUCCACUCACUGCAUCAGGUCUUAAGAUCAUGAACCCUGCUCCUCUUUUUUAAAUACAUUCCUCCAUUUGUUAUUCAUUGAUCAUUUUUAGGUGUUUCGGGUCUUUUGCAGAUAGAUCCUAACUUAGUCCUUCUGAGAUAUAGUAGUGCACUGUGUUCAGUCAAUCAUAGUGUUUCAAUGAAACAUGGGAUUUCUAACUUUACAAUGUCAAAUAUGUAUUGGUUCAGGUCCUUUACAUUCCCUGGUAUGUUAAUAACCACCAUCGAGAAAACUGUAAUUCCAAUUCGGGUUUUAAACAAACCAACUCAUCGCUGCAUUGCUUUAUCAUUCCUUCUACUGUAAAGAAGGUGUAAAGUUUUAUAAGAUAUUUAAACAAAAUGUAGUUAAGUAUGUGUUUUUAUUUGUUUUGAUAAUAUAUCUUGUGUUUGAUGGACAUUUAGUUGAAGAAAGGGAGGAUGUCCUGCACGGUGAAAGUUACCAAAGUGUGUAGAUUGGAUUCAAACCUGCACUUCUCAUCACUGUUAACCAACAGCCUGCUUGUGCUUUCUCUUAGAGGUACUAAUUUCUCUUAGAGGUACUAAUCUGAAGACUGUAGACACUGGGAAUCUACUUUUUCUAAAUAAAAAAGACUCAGCAAAGUAAA